Molecule: messenger RNA, 2112 nt
Organism: Scaptodrosophila lebanonensis
Lineage: Eukaryota; Metazoa; Arthropoda; Insecta; Diptera; Drosophilidae
Gene: 14-3-3zeta
Product: 14-3-3 protein zeta
Exons: 7
Coding region: 308-1054 (248 amino acids)
Biological process (GO): signal transduction
Cellular component (GO): cytoplasm
Source: RefSeq, a predicted model, not a curated record
UUUACACUCACUUAUACAGAUACAGAACAAACUGUGUGCAACAUUUGCCGUCACUUUUAGUCGUUCGCUUUUCAUUCGUUGGUAGUCGUCGUUGUCGUUUCGAGUGAAUCGAAUAUAGUAAGUCACACUGUGAGCGACGCGUUCCGUUGUAGAUUCCUCUUACGUUAAUUAAUCUCUCUGCUGUCUAUCAACUGCGUGUGGAGAAAGUGCGUGGCCAGACUCACAUACACUGACACACACAAACACCAACACACAUAUUCAGUUUUUUUCGUCAGUUCACUGAAAGCAAAAACAAAUCAAUAACAAAAUGUCUACAGUCGAUAAGGAGGAAUUGGUCCAGAAGGCAAAACUUGCCGAACAAUCGGAACGUUAUGAUGACAUGGCCCAAGCCAUGAAAUCAGUCACAGAGACCGGCGUGGAACUAUCAAAUGAGGAAAGAAAUCUGCUCUCCGUUGCCUACAAAAAUGUGGUUGGUGCACGCAGAUCAUCGUGGCGCGUUAUUUCCUCCAUUGAGCAAAAAACCGAAGCAUCCGCCAGAAAACAACAGCUCGCCCGCGAGUACAGAGAGCGUGUGGAGAAGGAGCUUAGAGAAAUUUGUUAUGAAGUUUUGGGACUUCUGGACAAAUAUCUUAUUCCAAAAGCCAGCAAUCCAGAGAGCAAGGUUUUCUAUCUCAAGAUGAAGGGAGAUUAUUACAGGUAUUUAGCUGAGGUGGCCACAGGAGACGCCCGCAACACUGUCGUUGACGACUCCCAAACCGCAUACCAGGAUGCAUUUGAUAUAAGCAAGGGUAAAAUGCAGCCAACACAUCCAAUCCGCUUGGGUCUUGCACUUAACUUCUCAGUCUUCUAUUAUGAGAUUUUGAACUCUCCAGACAAAGCUUGCCAAUUGGCCAAACAGGCAUUCGAUGAUGCGAUAGCCGAGCUGGAUACACUCAAUGAGGACUCAUACAAAGACUCAACACUCAUCAUGCAAUUGUUGAGAGAUAACCUGACUCUCUGGACCUCCGAUACCCAGGGUGAUGGGGACGAGCCACAGGAGGGUGGUGACAACUAACCAAACAACUAAAAUGUUUCCUUUUUGACUAUGCAAAUAUUAUUCAGUAAUACAAAAACAAAAGCAAGAAAUAUGAUAAAAUCUUUAAAAUCGAAAAUACCAGGCAGCAGCAGCAGUAACAGCAAUAACAACAGCAAUGCAACAUACAGCAGAAUGCAAAGUCAGCUCGACGAUUAUGAUUAUGACUAUGAUGAUGUCGAUGCUCGUGAUGAUGCUGAUCAUGAAACUGAAGAGGAAUCGGAUUAAGACAGUACUAUUACCUACAAUUUAUACAGCAAAUUGAAGCAUACAACAAACAACAAGCAAAAAGCAAAAAGUAACAACACUCAACACAAAUUGAUAUAUUAAAGCGCAUAUUGUAAAAAGAAAAACCUACAGCGAGCCGACAAAUGUCAAGUUUGGAGCAAACAGUGGCUGGUCACACGCCUCCAAAAUGGUGUUGUUUGUAGUCACGGUUUGCUUUCACAUGCAAAUAGAGUUUUCUUUGCUACUAAUAUUCUCUUAUAAAUAAAUGCAUAGCUACGAUUUAACUUGCUAAGUAAAAAAGAAAGAUAAAGUCAAAACCAAAACAAAUUACAAACAAUCUAAAAAUUAAAGCAACAACAACAAAAGCAAAAGCUGCAUAUUUAGGAAAGCAACAACUAGAAGAAGAACAAGAACGUUAAAUUUAUGUUUGCGCAGUUUUGAUUGUACAGACAAACAUCUUUCAGUUCUUCAAUUCGUGCCCUAAAAGUAAUAUUAUUUAUGAUGAUGUUUUAACGAAGGCAAUUCAUUUUGGAACAAAAUUUUAAAUAUUAACAAUAAUAAGCUACAAACUACAGCUCUACAUUAACAAUAAUAAACACCGUAGUCAGAAAGUUGAUUCUUUUUUGUUUUUGCAGCAUUGUUAAAGCAAAUGAAAACAACAUGAGCAACAUUAACAGCAACAACAACAAAAGCUGCGCAUUCACUUCAGUCAACAAUUUUGUACAAUUAUUAUUAUUAUUAUUUCGUCAAUUGGUUUACGUUUCAGUUAACUCUGUAUAAUUAUAAUGAUUAAUUUUCGUCAAAAUGAACAA